Bradysia coprophila is the source of this 1457-nucleotide messenger RNA. RefSeq names its product metalloendopeptidase OMA1, mitochondrial-like. Lineage: Eukaryota; Metazoa; Arthropoda; Insecta; Diptera; Sciaridae. Gene Ontology annotation, biological process: protein quality control for misfolded or incompletely synthesized proteins; mitochondrial protein processing. The record is from RefSeq and is a predicted model, not a curated record. Gene Ontology annotation, cellular component: mitochondrial inner membrane. Gene Ontology annotation, molecular function: metalloendopeptidase activity.
AACAAACUCAGCUGUUACUUACAUCAUAAGAAGUUGUUGUUCGGUUGGUUGAUUGUCGUUACUGUAAAUAUUUAAUUUUAAUUCAAAAUGUUUCGUCUUUGUUCCUCAAUCGUCCGGGUUGCUGCUAAUAAUAAUCUGUCCCAACAAAGUACUAGCAAACUAAGCCUUCCGAAAUCUGUACCUGUUAUUCGCAGUAAAAUUGUUGCAGAUCAUUAUCGUUCUCUGCGAACAUCAACGUGCCAUAGAACACCAAAACUGAUCGUACUAUUCAUCCGACCAAUAGCUUCAGCAAUAUCUGGACGUCUGUUUCGUUGGUGGUGGCAAAGAAGGAAUGAAACAGAGCGUCUGAAGUAUCUAAAUUGGUUUGUUCGGAACAAAGUACCCAUCUUAUCGGUUGUCGGAUUUUACUUUGGGUCUCUAGUUGUGUAUUACAUUUGUAACGUUGAAGAGACACCGAUAACUGGACGAAGACGAUUUAUGGCUUUCACUAACGACCAACUCGAACAAGUUAACAAACAAGCAUCCGCUUCAAUGACACAAGAAUACCAAGCUAUGGACCUUACGCACCCGUACGUUAAACUAGUUGUAAACACAGCAAAGCGAAUUGUGCGGGCAAACAGAGAUAUUGAACAGUUUAAAGGUAUCGAAUGGCGAGUAUCGGUUUUUGAUGAGCCCGGCUUACUGAACGCAAUGGUCAAUGCCGACGGUCAGAUAAUUGUGUUUAAAGAAAUGAUCGAACAAUGUGCAACCGAUGACGAGCUUGCAGUCAUUUUGUCGCAUGAAAUGGCACAUGCGAUUCUGAAUCAUGUAGCUGAGAAGCUGUCGAAAUCGUGGCUAGUCGGUUUCUUCACGGCACCACUACUGUUUCUAAUCUGGGCGGUUUCCCCAACGGACAUCUCUGCCGCAAUUUUUACUUAUCUGCAGAACAUAGUGAUGAAUGUCACGCUGAAUUUCCCAUACGAACGUGAUAUUGAAUCAGAAGCGGAUACUGUUGGUCUUCGGCUAGCCGCCAAGGCUUGUGUAGACGUACGACAAGCGGUCAGCUUUUUUAAGCGAAUGGAAAUGAUGGAGAAAGAGGAAUUGCCCACUGGCGCUGAAAUUCCAUCGGUUAUCGAAUAUUUGUCCACUCAUCCCACUCACGAGAAACGAUGGAAAUUUAUGGAAAGACAAUUGGAAUCGGCGCUGAAGUUAAGAGAAGAGUGUAACUGCGAACCGCUUGGACCGUUACCGAAGGAACUGACUAAAUAUUUGAUACUCGAGAAAGAACGUGAUCAAGCGAUUCAUAUAAGAAUCAUUUAGUGAUAUUAAUGGCCGUUUUGUUAUUGAUGUGAGGAAUUGCCCUCGCUGGUGCAAUACUAAUAAUUGUAAGGAAAAUUUCUAACUUUAAUUUUAAGGACUCGAGAAGCUUUGUAUUUAAGAUCACGAUACGUUGUGACAAUAAACUGAAAUUCUCUAAA